AUGGAGCCACUUGAAAACGGGGCAACAGAAAAGCUUCUAGAGCGUCUCGAAGGGUGGAACAAAGGGAUUCUACCUUCGGGAAAUACAGCAGACUCGCCAUGCUUUGUUCAAAAAGAUAUGCCACGAAUUACUCCUCUUUCUCAAGACCAAUCUAUUGCUAUGGUUGUAACUCAGAGUGGGUGGACCUCAUCUCUGGUUCAUACCGGUGUUUUGUGGAAUAUGGACAACGACACAACAAUGCACGCUUUGUCCGAGUGCCAGCUUUUGUUUCACACACCUCAGGCAGCACUCGAUUCAGAGACUACGAAAACACUUCACCUUCUAAGAUACGAUACCUUUGCAUGGUUUCCUGUCAAUCGAAUAUUUCGACCAACACAGAGGUUUCAAACAGCUCUAGACGUCUCACUAAAUAACUGGCCCAAAAACCCGUUGCUGGCUUGGGAGGGAAUGUGUAAAAUAUGGGAAGAGUUUGGAUUUCUGUGGCCUCAGAAGAUAAUUUUAGGACGAAUAUUGCACGUCAAAAAGACAUACAAAACACCGUCAAUAAAAGAUAGACUUCUUUAUUUAAACCUGGCUAAAGACGAAUGUCUAAUGAAGUUGGAAACAUUAAAAGCGAGUCUAAAAAAUAAUACAAAUUUCCAAGAUGAGGAGAAUACGAGGGACCAAUGGAGAAUCAUCAAACGCAAUGAUGUUUGCCCUAUCCACGAAUUUCUACCUCAACCAAGUCGUGAUAUAAUUAACAGUAUAAUCAAUUAUCGAUUCAAAAGAAUUUCUAUCCAUCAGUCCUUUAAGCUACGAAGUUUGUCAACCUCUGGGUAUCUGAGUAGCUGUUCUAGCCAAAGACUUUCUGAAGACAAAAUUAAACACACCUCCCACCACAUAAUUCACUGGAAUCACAAGACAGAGACUUCUGGGGAUCCACCCCAACCAUUUGUAUUUUCUGCAAUGCCUUUGGAGACCGUGUAUUCGACUGGUAGUCAGUACCUAUGGCAUUUUUCUUGGAAUAUCAGCAGUCCAUUCAGCCCACAAAAUGUCUCAUUUCCAACAAUUCCUGUCUAUCAACCUCGGUCUAUUCGAUGCUCAAGCCAAAUUUUUCUUUCUCCUGAUCAUGAAGUGUCUGAUAUACCUUCUCGAAAAGCAGGUUUAACAAAUGGCUUUGUGUUCCAAGAUCAACAAGGAAAAGGCACACAAAUACACACAGACCUCUCUGGUGAUAGUUUAGACAGUCAAAUGAUCUUUACCAGAGUAAGCAACCACGACAAAGGUCUUUCAAAGGAAAAACAAUCAGCGGCGUCACGACUACAAGCACUAGGGUUUAUGCUAUCCGAUGAUCUGGACAUACUUGAUUCUGAUGCCGCUGACCAUCAUCGUUGGACAGUAGAGAUCACAGGCCUAGGGCUUUACCAUGACAAUACUGUAGCCACAGAAGAGGGGCUAAAUGCUGAUAUUAUUAUCGGACGGAUGAAACCAAUCAUUGAUGGAGAUAUAAUUAGUCUUCGACAAGUGCUUUAUCUUUGUUCAGUACUUAAUUCGAACAGCCUGAUGAUGAACAAAAACAAACACAAUCUAAACAGCCCUACUUCUCCUUCUCAACUAUUCCUACAAAAGUUUCACAAUAACCAGCCUCCAGCCUUAGAUGACAGUUCUCCUACUUUGCCAAUAGAGACAAAAGACCAAAUCUCACUCAGUUUUCAUAAUUUAAUGCCACGAAAAAGAUUAACUCGCCGGAAGGGCAUGCAAGAAGAAACAAGCUUGGAACACACACUUUCUUCACCGUCUUCUACAUCAUCUCAAAGCAUUUUUGACCAAUUAUCUCAUCCGGUACUUGCAAAAGAAAACUCACUAAUAAGCACCCCAGGCGAAAAUUGUUGGAUUAUACAACUUGCCACAGAACAAGAAAUACAAGCUCAUGCUCACCGAAAAGCACAUACUUCUUUCGGAAUAUAUCCUUCCCAAGAAUCACUUGUACCUCUGCAUAAGGUUAACCAAGCGCCCACUGUUGUGCUGAAUGACAUAUCUUUAGGCUCAAAUAGCCGUCUACCUUGGAAAACAGGCGUCAUUGAAAAAGACCAAACCGAUAUAGACUAUCACCCAGCUUACCCAUACAAAGGUUCUCGCUUAAAGGCAUUCUUUAGUUCAGAGACUUUACACACGAAAGCCGAUUCGCCUGCAUCAAUGCGAAGAACCAGAUCAUUUGAUUCGAGUUACUCACAUCCUGCAAAUGUAUUGUCCCCACUUCCAGAACUUCAGGAAUAUGAUCCGACAGACCAAUUAUCCAGUGUAGAACCUUUGGACCGGCAAACCCCACAACAGCUACCUUAUCUUGCUCGUUUGAACACUUACAUGAUUAGGACCCCUGAUACAGAUACAACCGAUGUUGGAAUAGUCAACACAAGGGAGCUUCCUUACCUUGAGCUCCAUGCUUCAAAGCAGACCACAAAAACAUGGUCUAGCAUACUUCGAGGCGCUUCGUUGGCAAGACUUGGGCGAUUAAUACACAAUAAUAGGUCUACUCCACUAAAAAGGCUGAAUAUAAGACAAAUUCCCGAGAUAGAUAGAAAAAAGUAA
Messenger RNA from Phycomyces blakesleeanus NRRL 1555(-), 2568 nucleotides. RefSeq lists its product as hypothetical. Bases 1 to 2568 code for a protein of 855 amino acids. NCBI's taxonomy places the organism in Eukaryota, Fungi, Mucoromycota, Mucoromycetes, Mucorales, Phycomycetaceae. The record is from RefSeq and is a predicted model, not a curated record. The transcript is spliced from 3 exons.